AUGACGUCACACAAACCCCUGAUUCCCAUGUUCAACAGAUCUUGUGUGAAACUCCCUCCACGGAUAGAAAAGUGGAUCAUGGAGAUGCAAGAUGUAGAUUAUGAAUUGAUAUACGUUCCGGGAAAAGAUGAGGCAGACCCAAUGGAUUAUCUUUCAAGACAUCCUCUGGAAGAGACAGAAUCAGAUGAUACAGAAAAUAUCAUUAAAAUGAUUGUUUUCAACGAACAUGGCGUUGUCACUGAUAGCAUAAAGCAAGCUACAUCUGAAGAUGAGAUUCUGCGGAAGAUCAAAGAUAUUAUGAGAAGAAACCACUGGGAAGAUUACAAAGAUCGACCAGAGAUUAAACCAUACUACUUGGUUCGGCACGAGUUAUAUCGAGCGAAUGGUCUAAUCUUACGGAACAGGCAAGUAGUGAUUCCAGAGAAGCUUCAGAGAUCAACGAUAAAAGCUGCUCACAGUAUGGGUCAUUUCGGGAUGACGAGAACCAAACAGAUGUUAAGAGAAAAAUAUUGGUUUCCGAGACUGAACUGUUUGGUUGAAGACAUAAUAUCGAGAUGUUUCCAGUGUCAGAUUUCCACUGAAGAAAAGAAACAAGAACCAGUGAAACCUACAGAGAUACCAGAAAUAGCGUGGCACACCUUAUCAGUUGACUUCGGUGGGCCAUAUCCAGAUGGACAUUAUAAUUUGGUUGCUAUAGACAAGCGAACCAGAUUUCCAGUUGUUGAAGAGACCAAGUCAACAUCAUUCAAGACGACAUCCGGACAGCUUCAGAAGAUAUUUGCUACAUAUGGUAUUCCUGAAAGAAUCGAGACAGAUAAUGGACCGCCAUUUAACUCCCUAGAUUUUCGAAAAUUUGCUGAUGAAUAUGGAUUUCAUCACCAUAGAGUUACCCCAGAACACCCCAGAGCAAAUGGAGAGGCAGAAAGAUUCAUGGAAGUCUUGAAUAAGACAGAAAAGAUUGCUCACAGUGAAGGAACAUCCACCAACGUGGCAGUUCAAAAUAUGCUUAUGGGCUACAGGUCGACUCCGCAUCCUGCUACAGGAUAUACGCCAUAUGAGGCAUUAAUGAGGCGAAAUGUGCGUACGAAACUAGACUAUCCGGGAUUUCAACAAACCAACAUCAGUAAAAUGGAGAGAGAAAUAACCAACAAGAACAAAAUAUACAAGAAGAAAUGGGAGGACCAGCAUAGACACCCGAAAACUGUCGAGAGUAGUUUCAAGGUCGGGAUGAAGUGCUUCUCAAGAAGAUGA
This is a messenger RNA of Mercenaria mercenaria, 1251 nucleotides long. RefSeq lists its product as uncharacterized. Gene Ontology annotation, molecular function: nucleic acid binding. Bases 1 to 1251 code for a protein of 416 amino acids. Lineage: Eukaryota; Metazoa; Mollusca; Bivalvia; Venerida; Veneridae. The record is from RefSeq and is a predicted model, not a curated record. The transcript has a single exon. Gene Ontology annotation, biological process: DNA integration.